This is a messenger RNA of Arabis nemorensis, 633 nucleotides long. NCBI's taxonomy places the organism in Eukaryota, Viridiplantae, Streptophyta, Magnoliopsida, Brassicales, Brassicaceae. The record is from the annotation of a GenBank genome assembly.
AUGGCAACGAAGGGAGUUGCUGCUGCGUGCGUAAUAUGGAAGCACCGAAGAAACCCUUCUCUUCUUCAAUCACUAUCGCAUCAUUUCAAUCCCAACUUCAAUUCUCGGAUCAUCCCAAGAGGGUUUGGAUAUCAAGUUAGGGCGAUACAAGGAGCAAGUGUUGGUCCUGUUACACCACCAUUGAAGAACCCAAAUCCUCAGAAUUGGAAAAUCAAAAUGCUUUACGAUGGAGAUUGCCCUCUCUGUAUGCGUGAGGUUAAUAUGCUUAUGGAGAGGAAUGAAAAACAUGGAACUAUAAAGUUCGUGGACAUUAGUUCCAACGAUUAUUCCCCUGAAGAAAAUCAAGGGCUGGACUACAAAACAGCAAUGGGGCAAAUCCAUGCGAUUCAGUCUGAUGGGAAUGUGGUGACGGGUGUGGAGGCAUUUAGGAGAUUGUAUGAAGAGGUUGGGCUUGGAUGGGUUUACACUAUCACCAAAUUUGAACCAUUAGGGAAGGUAGCUGAUGCUGUGUAUGAUUUCUGGGCUAAAUAUCGACUUCAGGUCACAGGGCGGCCAUCUAUAGAUGCUAUUCUUGAAGCAAGAAAGAAAACUAAGGUAGAGACGUGUGGAGACAGCAAGGCGUGCAAGAUGUGA